AUGCCCCGAUCCCACAUGGACCCGCCCGGCAUGCACUUGUCCCCGCAGAGGACGCUCCCUUCCGGACAUGUGGACACGGGACCUGAGCAAUCUUGUCCAGUCGGACAGCAGCCGCCGUUUUGGCAAAAGGCCCCCGAGUUGCACCACCCGCCGUCGCUCGUGUUGCAGCAUUGGCCGCCUCUCGGGAUGCAGCCUUCGUCGCAGUUGUUCGCCUCCGCGCCGCACGAUCUUGUGGUCUGCCGUGCCGCCAGCAACGUCGCUGGGGAUGUGUUGCCUUCUGGUAGCGCUGACUCGAGUGUGCGGAAGGGAAGUUGUCGCAUCGUGACUGUCUGGUCACAGGUGCUCUCUCGGGUGCUCAUCAAGGGCGAAAAGUUCGGGAGGGCGGCGUGGCAGGACCGGGAGGCGAAACUGCGACAGCAGAUGCUGAACCUCUUCCCGGAGAACGAGGAACCGUCCGCGCGCCAAGGAGUCGCACCCGACGCCGCUCCCGCCGCAGAACCUCAACCGAGGGGAGACGUCAAAAUCGUGUCCAUCGACCUCCAGCCCAUGAGCCCGCUGCAAGGCAUCAUCACCCUCCGAGCCGACAUUACCCACCCCGCUACCGUGCCUCUCCUAUUAAAAGCGCUAGACCCGUCCUACGACCCCAAGUCCAUGAGCCAGCAGGCCGUGCAACCCGUUGACCUCGUCAUCAGCGACGGCGCGCCCGACGUUACCGGCCUGCACGAUCUCGACAUCUACGUGCAGUCGCAGCUGCUCUUUGCCGCUCUCAACCUGGCCCUGUGUGUCCUAAAGCCCGGCGGCAAGUUCGUAGCCAAGAUCUUUCGAGGUCGCAACGUCGACCUGCUCUACGCCCAGAUGAAAAUCUUCUUCGAAAAGGUCGUCGUCGCCAAGCCCCGCUCAUCGCGGGCAAGCAGCGUCGAGGCCUUCAUCGUCUGCAUCAACUUCCGGCCCCCUCCGGGCUUCAAGGCGAGCCUGGAAGACCCGCUGGGCGUGGGCCAUAAGCUCGCAUCGCUGGUUGACGAGAGGAGGCGUCAGUUUCCGAUAAUCGCCGAAGCGAGCACGCAAGAUCCCGCCAGCGGAACCUGGGGAGGUGCCUCUGCUACUCACAGCUCAUUCUCUUCCACAGAGGACGUUGUCGAAGUCGAAGCGUUCGAUGAGCAGGCUGAAGAGGGUCGGGGAGCAGGCUUCUCCGUCUUUGGAGAAUCCCUAUCCACCUCGACCAAAGGCUUGCCAGACCCGAGCGACUGCCUCUUUUGGGCCCUCUACCCGUUCGACAACAACAACCUACCCGAGCUUCGCGCCCCCGUCUUGUCCUCUCGACCGGAAAUCGCGAUGGAAAUACAGCAGUGGCAGCGUGCCGACUCCGACAUUGACAGGAGCUCGGUCGAUUCCUUUGGCCAGCACGACGAUGACUGUCCGGGUUGUCAGAGGAUUCUCAAAGCGGAGGAGGAGAAAUUCAGGAGCGUGACUGCAGUCUGCGAGGCUGUCGAGGAGGUGGGAUCAAGUCGCGGGCUAAAUCGAGAAGAAGAUAUGUCGCUACCAACCCUCAGCUCAACCAUUGGGUUAUUGUACCCCGACGGCGCCUACCCGCAAGCUCCUCCUGAGCUCAUCCACAAGCUUCACCACGAUAGCUCCGUGUUGACGAUCGCAGUUCGCCCCGACCUUGAGUACAUCUUCGCUGGCACCGAGGGCGGCGAGAUCGUUGUCUGGUCCCUCGACACUUUUCGCCAGGUCUUUCGAGUCCAAGCCCACAAGCGCGGUGUGCUGUCCCUCUCACUCUCCCCCGAUGGCUCCCUUCUCUUUUCUAGCGCCGGCGACCCGCUCGUCAAUGUGUGGUGCCCAAAGUCCAUGACCCGCCUUUACGAAAUUUACAGCACAUACGACGUCGGCGAUCUCUUUUCCAUUGCCUAUAGUCAGCAGCGCGAUACUCUCUAUAUCGGUGCGCAGAAUACCAGCAUCCAAUGGGUCACCCUGACCGACCCAAAUGUCCGCGUGCCUCGCGAUUCCGCCCGCCACCCCGAUCGCAGGAACCACCGCUUUUUCGACUCGAAAGCUGUUGGUGGGACUUGCACUCCUCGCCGCAGCGACCAAAAAUGCGCCCUAAUUCCCAAGGCAGACACUGUCCUCGAGAUCGACCCGAGCGCCGUAUACAACUUCGCGCAUUACGGAUACGUCUACUGCAUGUUGAUGGCAAAAGGUCCCACUGUGCUGGUAGACUCGGACGAAGAUGUUUUGAUAUCAGGUGGUGGAGACGGCACCAUCAAGCUUUGGCGGCUAGGAGUCGAUGAGCCGAGCGAUUCGGAUAGCCGGUCCUCCGAUGUGGAGCACGGUAUCACGGAGAUCAUGUCCCUGGGUGCCGAUGACGCCGAGUCCGUUUUGUCACUAGCUAUUGACGGAUCUUUCCUUUAUGGCGGCAAGAUUGAGGGCAUCAUUGAACUAUGGGAUCUGGAUACCAAGCAGAAGCUGAGAUCAAUCAAGGCGCAUAGGAGCGACGUGAUGUCUCUGCAGAUGGGCUGGGGUAUCUUGUGGAGUGGAGCUGCGACCGGAUCUGCUGCUAAACAUAACACGGCGCAUUACGGGGAAUACAAGGAAAAGAGUGGCGAUGUGAGCCAAAAGUACCAGUGCCUUAGUCGGUGGAAGGCGCACGAUGGCAAGAUUCUCUCCUCUGCGGUCACUGCCUACAAUCACCACAACUACUUCAUCACAGGUGCGAAUGACGACGAAGUUUGCAUCUGGAAGGCCAACACCUCCGAAAAGCACGCAGAGGAAACCAUCGAUGAUAGCGUCUUCACCUCCACUCUUAGGGAAUUCGUUUCCUACAAGACGGUAUCUUCACGGCCCGAGUUUGCCGAAGACUGCCGAAAGGGCGCGACGUUUUUGGGUGCCCUCUUCAAGAGGUUAGGCGGACAGGUAGAGAUGUUGAGCACGGAAAAGGCCCAUAACCCGGUCGUUCUAGCCACAUUCCAAGGCAAACGAGAACCCAAGGAGCAGAGGAAGAGGAUUCUCUUCUAUGGCCAUUAUGACGUGGUCCCCGCCGACAACAAGAAGGGAAACUGGACAUCUGGCGAUCCCUUCAAGAUGGAAGGCAGGAACGGGUACCUGUACGGACGCGGUGUCAGUGACAACAAGGGCCCUAUUCUAGCUGCCUUGUUCGCUGUGACGGAUCUCAUGCAAGCCAAGGCUCUAGAAAAUGACGUGGUGUUCCUCAUUGAGGGGGAAGAAGAGUAUGGCUCCAGGGGCCUGCAAGAGACUGUCCGGAGGAAUAAGUCGGUAAUUGGACAUGUCGACUAUAUCCUCCUCGCCAACAGUUACUGGCUGGACGACGAGGUGCCUUGUCUGACCUAUGGUCUGCGUGGAGUGUUGCACGCGACUGUCUGUGUAGACUGCAACUUCCCUGAUAGACACUCCGGUGUGGACGGUUCAUGCCUCAAGAAUGAACCACUCUCAGACCUGACCUCGGUUUUAUCCAAGCUCAAAGGCCGAGGCAACCAGAUCCUCAUUCCCGGGUUCUACGAUAACAUCCUUCCCAAGACACGUGACGAGGAGGAGCAAUUCAACGAGAUUGCCAGGAUCCUCAUGAAGAGGCAGCCCGAGCUCGGCCCUCUUGAUAGACAAAAGGCACUGCUCUGCGCCCGCUGGAGGGAACCCAACCUCACUAUUCACAGAUACAAGGUCUCCGGUCCCGACGGCAGCCUGGUGAGCAGCCACGCGAGCGCCAGCAUCAGUUUGCGACUGGUACCCGGCCAAGAGGUUGACGAGGUCAUCAAGUCUCUGCAGUCGUACCUCCAGUCCGAGUUUGCCAAGCUUGAGUCCGACAAUAGCUUCACUCUCAAAGUGGACAACAAGGCCGAGCCCUGGCUGGGUGACCCUAAGAAUUACAUUUUCCGCACUCUUGAGCGUGCGCUGAUGGAGGUUUGGAGCGAUUCGUUUGAGCCAGCCGAAGCCGGUAACGAUCACGAAGAUGGCAGCGAGAGCGACAGCGAGAGCGAGACGGACGACGAAGAGGCCAGCUCCAUCCCCGAACCAGUGAGCCAGCCUUCCAGGGCCCCGAAGCCCAAGAGGCCCCUCUUCAUCCGCGAGGAGGCUCCAUUCCUGCCAUCCGUUUCCUCGAAAAAGAGUUUGGGGCCCCCGCGGCCCAUCUUCCCUGCGGCCAAGCCAGCGACUCGGCUCAUUUGGACAACGAGCGCUUGCGCAUUUUGA
Molecule: messenger RNA, 4200 nt
Organism: Parascedosporium putredinis
Lineage: Eukaryota; Fungi; Ascomycota; Sordariomycetes; Microascales; Microascaceae
Source: the annotation of a GenBank genome assembly